This is a messenger RNA of Haplochromis burtoni (Burton's mouthbrooder), 3075 nucleotides long. RefSeq lists its product as uncharacterized. Bases 154 to 2367 code for a protein of 737 amino acids. Gene Ontology annotation, molecular function: serine-type endopeptidase inhibitor activity. Lineage: Eukaryota; Metazoa; Chordata; Actinopteri; Cichliformes; Cichlidae. The transcript has 27 exons. The record is from RefSeq and is a predicted model, not a curated record.
GAAAAAGAAAAUCCAGGCCUUCAGACACACAGCCGGAGUGAGAGACAAGAAGCACGAGAGAGAUGGAGAUACAUCGAUACAGAGACAGAGGUCCCCACUGAAACAAUAGGUGGAGGAGAGGAAGAGACAAAAGCGGAAGUGGAAGAUUGGGGAAUGGAAAAAGAGAAAGAGUUAAUGCCUGAUUUAAAACCAGUCCCUGAUCCAGUCUAUGAGGAGGAGGAGAGAAGUGGAGACAAUGACUGGGAGACAGAGGAAGGUGUAGAUCAAGAGAAGGAAGAAGAGAAGGAGGACUUGGAGAUGGAGAGAGAGAGGGAUAGGCUGGAGAUGGAGAGAGAAAGACAGGAACUGGAGAAAGAGAGGGAGGCCGAGCAGGAGAGGGAAAAAAUGGAAAGCGAAAGAGAACUGGAGCGGCAGAGGGAGGAAUGGGAGAGGAUGAGGGAGGAGAUGGAGAGGAGGAGAGAGGGAAAUUACGAUGAAGAAGCUGGACUGCCGUACCCAUAUCCCCCGGGGUAUUAUUUACUGAAGGGACAGCCAGGUGAAAAUGGAAAACCAGGACAAAAGGGCGAAAUUGGUGAAAAGGGACAGAAGGGGGAGCCGGGCAUCGGUCACAGAGGGCCAGAGGGUCAGGCUGGUCCUCCUGGACAGAAGGGUGAGCCCGGCGAGCCAGGUCCUCCAGGUGCUCAGGGCAUUCAGGGAAUCCCUGGCAAUCCAAGCAUCCAGGGCCCCACAGGUCUUAGGGGUCUUCCAGGGGACCCAGGAGAGGCAGGUAGAGAGGGCAGCCGAGGUAAAAGAGGGAAGAAUGGCUCCCCAGGAUCUCCUGGACCUCGAGGACCGCCAGGACCUCAUGGUAUUCCUGGCAUACCUGGAGAAAAAGGAGAAAAGGGUGACAGUAUACCAGGUGAACCUGGUGAGAGAGGCGUAGUUGGCCUCCCAGGUAAAAGGGGUGACAAGGGCUCUCCAGGUGUUAAAGGAGCUCCUGGGCCCAUAGGUCUUAAAGGACUGAGUGGGAGCAAAGGUGAAAAGGGAGAUCGUGGAUCACCUGGAGUCAAAGGAGAAAGGGGCAGUGUGCUUCAAAUCCAAGGACCUCGUGGCUAUAAGGGUUCCAAAGGACAGCCAGGUGAGCGAGGUUCACCUGGUUUUGAUGGGGAUAAAGGAGAAAAAGGCGAGGACGGUCCUCCUGGGGUCAAGGGUGUAAAAGGUAAUGCGGGUAUAAAAGGUGCAAUGGGAAGAUUUGGAGCACGGGGCCCGGUAGGACAAAAAGGAGAUCCAGGAGAUCCUGGAGUCAAUGGAGUGAUGGGUCGCAAUGGGGCUGAUGGGCUGGAUGGAGCCAAAGGGGAUAAAGGAGACAAUGGACUCCAAGGACAACAGGGUAAUCAGGGUGAUCCAGGAGAACCUGGCUUACCAGGAGAAAAAGGGGAGAAAGGGGAGAAGGGUUUCAGAGGUUUUCCUGGGCGCACUGGGAGCCUUGGCCUGAAUGGAGAAAAGGGAGAUAUGGGGUUACCUGGCACCCCGGGCAUACCUGGACUGAAUGGGGUCACGGGACGCAAGGGAGACAAGGGAGAAGGGGGGAUCAAUGGUGUUGAUGGUGAUCCUGGAGUAAAAGGGGAAAAGGGUGCAGCAGGUUUCCCAGGUUUCCCAGGUUUUAAGGGAUCAGCAGGAAGUCCAGGAAGGGACGGUGAUAUGGGACCACCGGGACCGCCAGGGCCUCAAGGAGACAAAGGGCCUAAGGGGGACAGGGGUAAAAGAGGCAGAUCAAAGAAGUGUCAGAGUGGAGCACCAGGGACACCAGGACACAGAGGAGAAAAUGGUAAAGUUGGUAUUGAAGGAGCAAAAGGGGAGAAAGGAGAGCCUGGACUCUCAGCUGAAGAAGUGAAGGAGCUAGUCAACCAGGAGGUGGUAGAAAAGUGCGGAUUGGAAUACAAGUUCAUGGUAAAAUCUGUUGACCCAGAUGCAACAACUGCAGUGACUAAGAAUGAAAAUGACCAAAAAGACGUUGUGAAAUCUAUCACCCAUGACCUGCAUGAACAAAGUAUGGAAGAAAACAUGGCAGACAACAUGGGAGAAGGGCACCCACAAAACCAGACUGAUACUCAUGAUGGAGGGACUGUGGAGUGGGGACAAAGGAAGAAGAGAAGGGUAUAUGGAAGAAACACAGCAAACCGCUGCCUGGAGCCGAUGUCAGAAGGAGCCUGUUCAGACUAUUCUCUGGUCUGGUACUUCCACGCCCGAUCGGGGGAAUGCAGACCGUUUGUUUACGGGGGCUGUGGUGGCAACCAAAACAGAUUCUCCUCCAGACAUGAGUGCGAGGAAUGGUGUGAGGCGGAGAGUCGAGUUAUGGGGGGACCAAUCAGAUCGCGUAGGGAAUAAUCCUUCAAACAGUUAAUCCAGUGACUGAAAAAAAAUCCUGCUUUGAAGAGAUUUUUGGUUAUACAAUAUGAAUGUGCGGAUACUAUAGAUGCUAUUAAAAAAAAAUGUACACCUCCACAGCCGCAGAACCUUGGAGACUGAGCCAGCAACCCCCAAACAAGAUGCUUAAUUUUGUACAUAACUGUGUAAAAUGUUAUUGUUUUUGCAUUUUGCAUUGCUCUUAUUUAUAUAUUUUAACAGAUUUUUUUCAAUUUGUUAUAUAUGGAUAAUGGGAUGCGAUGUAGUCUAAAUGUGAAUGAUUUUUUUCUUAAUUUCACAUAACAUCUGCACAUGUAAGUAUGUUUUCUUGCAGCUGUGUUACUAAAAUAGACUGACAUUGACAAAGAUUUUGAAUGUAAACGUGCCAAAAAUAAACAUUACUGAAAAAAAAAAUCUUAAAUCCACCUCACGAUUUGUCUUUUUCAUGCCAGCCUCUUUCAUUUUCCAGCUCGCUAUAGCGUAUCUCUUUAUAUAACUGUCACCUUUCUUAUGUUUUGUCAAUCGCCCUACAUCCUGUGUGGUGCAGAAAUGAGAAGCUGAUAGCUGACUGCCUGCUGACUCCUCCACCACUACAUAUGUUUCUUUGGCAGGGGGUGUUAUGGGUCAGGCUGGGAGCCAGAUGAGGGGCCAACAGGGGCCCAGUGUGGGAGCUCACGCAGGGGCUGUUUU